GUGAGGGAGUGUGAUUUCCAUACGUGCGACGGGAACUUCCCGCUGGCGGCCACAAGCUCGGAAACGAGUCACCACCGAUCAAUAAGUAGAGGUGGACUGUUGUGUAUGUCGGCGCUACGUAGCGCUCCGCUGGCUUAGCGGGGCUCAUUCGCGAGACGUUCGCGCGUGGAUCAUGCCCCGGUAAUUUCCCCGCUGUCCCCGAAACACCGUGUGCGUCCGCGGCUCCUCGUCCGUCGGAAAUUAACGGCAAUGGCAUCGCUGGAGGACAGCUGGAAGGAAGCUACGGAGGGCUUGGACGCCGCGGUCUGCGACUCCUGGUUCACGCGCCUGCAGGAAGUCUACUCGGAGGAAAAACGCACGUACCACAAUCUGGACUCGCUCAGAGAGAAGCUGAAUCACUACUACGAAAUCAAAAACAAUCUCAAAAACCCGCGAGCUGUUCUGCUCGCCAUAUUCUUUCAAAACUUCGAGUACGAUCCUAAAGCUUUAGUCUUUAGCGAAGACAAAAAUCUCGAGCACUUCAAUGCUUUUGCAGACGAGGCCGAAAUUCCGUCGGACGCGGAGCUCAGGGAAGAGACUUGUGCUUUGCUCAAAGUAGCGGCGACCCACAGCACCGAGGCACAUAAGGUGGGCGGUGCCUUCGGCAGUGAAGACGCACACUACUUCCUGGACCUGGACAUGGCGGUACUCGGCUCCUCUCCGGAAAGUUACGCCGAGUACAGGGAGCGAAUACGUGGGGAAUAUUCUUUCCUCAGCGAGCCCAUGUACACGGCUCUACGGCUAAAAGUGUUGCAGAACUUCCUGCAGAUUCCGAACAUCUUCGCCACCGUGGAGUUUCGCGACAAGCUGGAGGAGCAGGCACGCCAGAACAUUCAAGCGGAAGUGGAGAUGCUGUCUUAGAGCUUCAUCGCUUUGCUUCACAUAGGCUGCUUUCCUUUUAGAGAACACACUCGACACAAGCGUCGUUCUAUUCUCCUUGGCAUUAAAUGAAUGACAAUGAUAGAACGAUAUUUAAUUGUGUUGACUGUGUCGCUCAAAAAGAAAGCAGUAGGUACGUCAUAAUCUCGAGGGUUCGCGCUUUACGCGCUCGACACCCUCGAGGACGAUCCAGCAGCCGCCCUUACCGGAAACUCUCAUCAAAAGGCCAACGGUGCAAAAAGUUUUAGACGCCUACCUCACGAGGAUGCAUCCAUCGCCGGUUCUGCAGAAACGCGAAAGAAUUAUUGAAUGCAAAUCUUUUCGGACCGAGGCAGAAGUAGGAUAUUAAAAUUGUUCGCUUUUAAGUUUUUAAGAGCUUAUGUGAUCAUUUACGCACAAUUGUUAAACACUGCGUUCUGCGUAAACAUUUCCAGUUUAUUUAUCGGAAAUCUUAGGUACUUCAAUCUAACAAGUAAAUUUACUUGAAGAUUGACGACGUUUUAAUUAACGAAUACUUGCAAUUGCAAGUAAUUUUAUAAGUAUUCACGUAAUGUAGGCGAAAGAAAGAUGAUUACAAAGAUUAUAGAUUAUAAUUAAUGAAUGAAUAAGUAAUGAAUAUAUGUACAUACGUGUAUUAUUUCUAAAGCUAGUGAUAUUUUAGUUCAAUAAUUAUUCGAAACUGUGUCUUUCUCUUGUGAUCUUGCACGUUGAAAUUUGGAAAAUAACGACCGGUUCGUCGUGUCACUUUAGGAUUUGUGAAUGGAAUUGACGUAUCGAUAAAUGUAAUACCAGUAUAUUUUAGAGAGCGUAUUUUCACCGCACUAUUAUAAGCGAUAACGGAUCAAAAAAUGGCGUAAAAUCAAAAGGAACGCUUCACACGAUCCUCUAGAAUGUAUUUUCAUGUUUGCGUCCUUGAGGAUCGAUCUCUCGAAACGAUGGAACGUUAUUAGAGUUCGUUGGAAAUGUCUGUAAAUCUAUGGAGGUUUCAAGAGAAUCCGAGAAGCUUUUCACAUCGCGUCCACAAAUCCUUUUUGAAGCAAGCUUAUAUAUAUUCCCGCGACUUUGGCAACGCAUUUCUGGCAUGCAUUUUACGCAAAAAUUUUGAGAUGUUAGUAGGAAGAAAAGGAAUUGUUAAACGAUAAUGAAAACGCGACGUUUUCCGAGGCUCGUGAUCGAGAAAAUUGCGCUGGUGGAAAUAUAUUACAAAUAUUAAAUAUAAUGUACAAUUAAAUAAAGACAAUUAUUAAAUACGUCUGUCUGUAAUGUAACAUUGUAUCCUUAUAAUAAAAUAUAAAGUU
This is a messenger RNA of Mycetomoellerius zeteki, 2216 nucleotides long. RefSeq lists its product as uncharacterized. NCBI's taxonomy places the organism in Eukaryota, Metazoa, Arthropoda, Insecta, Hymenoptera, Formicidae. The coding region runs from base 250 to 900 and encodes 216 amino acids. The transcript has 5 exons. The record is from RefSeq and is a predicted model, not a curated record.